Molecule: messenger RNA, 1598 nt
Organism: Gilbertella persicaria
Lineage: Eukaryota; Fungi; Mucoromycota; Mucoromycetes; Mucorales; Choanephoraceae
Product: GPI mannosyltransferase
Exons: 2
Coding region: 41-1564 (507 amino acids)
Biological process (GO): GPI anchor biosynthetic process
Cellular component (GO): endoplasmic reticulum membrane
Molecular function (GO): alpha-1,2-mannosyltransferase activity
Source: RefSeq, a predicted model, not a curated record
CUGGGUUUAUUAUUAACUGCAUUCUUCUUUUCUUGUCAAUAUGACUGGAAACAUUGAGCAAAAGUCAACAUCCUCAUCACGUUUGUUCGUAUUCAUCACUUGUGCUGUAUUUCGCUUAUUCAAUGCGUAUUUUACACGUACCUAUGACAAUGCGGAUGAAUACUGGCAAGGACAAGAAGUAGCUCAUUACCUCGUCUUUGGUAAUGGCUACUUGACUUGGGAAUGGCGAGAGAGGAUAAGAAGCUUUGCUCAUCCAUUGGCGAUCGCUGCAGUAUAUAAAGUCAUUCAGUUAUUAGGGCUAGAACAUACCGAUCUAUUGAUAAUGGCUCCUCGAUAUUUUCAGGCUAUCUUGAAUGCUGUUGCUGAUAUGGCUACUUACAACUUUGCUAAAAAAGUACUUGGAAAUCAAAUCGCACUACCUAUGCUCUUUACGACAUUGUGCUCUUGGUUCAACUUUCAUAUGGCCGCACGUACCUUAUCUAAUAGCAUGGAAAUGGUGUUUACAAUGAUUGCGUUGAAUUAUUGGCCAUUACCAGGCAUUGCUACGACUGUUGGUAGAGCAUGGAUCAAGGACUAUCGUAUAGCAUUGGUUUUUGCCUCAUUUGCAUGUAUCAUGCGACCAACGAAUGGUCUGAUUUGGCUAUUUCUUGGUUGUCAAUUGCUCCUAGUAAGCAAAAGCCGUAUCAAAGUGGCAGCAAAUGCUUUUAUGAUCUGUACUCUUAUCGUCUUGUUAAACAUGUUGAUAGACAGUCGUCUCUAUCAUCAAAGUUGGACGGAUGUUGUGUUUACACCUUACUCUUUCUUUAAAGUAAAUGUGAUUAAUAACAUUUCUCUGUUUUAUGGUGUCCAUACAUGGCAUUGGUAUUUAUCGCAAGGCUUACCUGUCAUUUUCACAACAUUCUUACCAUUCAUUGGGAUUGGUUUGUACCAUAUUUACUCUCAUCCACAGGUUUAUCACCGCAUAAAAUUUCUCUUGGCCUUGAUCGUUUGGGUGCUUGGCAUAUACAGUGUGCUGCCUCAUAAAGAGUUUCGUUUCAUCUUCCCUGUUGUCCCUCUUUUGUUGAUGGUAUCAGCUUAUGGCCUUCAACAAACCCAAAGACGCAAGGCAGCACUCUUGUUCUUACUUUUAACACAACUACCUAUGGCAUUCUAUUUGUCGCUUUGGCAUCAACGAGGUGUAGUUGAUGUCAUGCUUUGGUUGCGCUUAGAAGCUCAAUCAAAACCAAUUUCAGUGGGUGUCAUGAUGCCUUGUCAUUCUACGCCUUGGUAUUCAAUUGUUCAUCAAAAUAUACCAAUGUGGUUCCUUACAUGCGAACCACCAUUAUCAGGUACAUAUAGUUUGGAUGAAGCUGAUCAAUUCUACGCAGCUCCUCUUGAGUUUACCAAGACACAUCAAAAGGACAGGCAAUGGCCUCCUUCACAUUUGGUUUUGUUUGAAAAUUUGUUGCCUCAAUUAGGAGAUUAUCUUCAGGAACAAGGUUACAGAGAGUGCCAACGAUUUUUCAAUAGCCAUUUCCAUGAUGAUAGUAGAAGAAGAGGUGAUGUUGUUGUUUUAUGUCACUAACCAAAAAAAAAAAAAAAAAAAAAAAAAAGAGAAA